UCACCGUCUAAUCAGAGAUAACAGAGUCGGUUCACAGUCAGGGCCCGACACGCUCGCUCGACACUCUCGAUAAUAUUACUCUUAUAUUAAAUAGUGCUUGCAAAAAUGGGGGGAAGCGUGAAAAAGUAUUUCAAAAAGGAGUGCCAACUUCGAAUGUGUUCGUUGGACUAUGAAGAUCCGUCAGAUUUCUGUAUAAGUUGUUGGCAAAGGAACCGGUCCGUAUGGCCUUUAUUAUUGAUCAGGGCUUUAAUUAUGAUAGGCUGUGUGGGUACUGUGAUUUCCUCGUUAGUGAUCAUGGGAUCCGACAUGGGCGCAGGCCACUGGUUCAUUUUCAUGACACAUUGGGGUUUAAUUGUAAAUACUGUGGCAUCCAUACUGGCGUUCAGUGUCUCUCUUGCAGAGCUCAUCAAAGGAGAAGAUUCGACGCCACCGACGCUCGUGAAGUGUUACUGGCUGUGUUACAACACCGCUAUCACUAUAGCCUUCUUCAUCACGAUAUUCUACUGGUCCUUGCUCACCGAUGUUGUGGAAGGUGACUACGCCCUGAAUAAAGUGCUGGACGUGUUCAUCCACGGCAUCAACUCGGUGCUGAUGUUCUUCCUCCUGGCGACGUCACGCCACCCCCACAGGCUGAUGCACUUCUACAUCCCGGUGCUGUUCGGUAUCAUCUACAUGAUCUUCAGUAUUAUCUACUACUUCGCCGGAGGACUGAGUCCAUUCGGCACAAAUUGGAUAUACCCGAUGCUGGACUGGUCGAAACCCGGUGAGACUGUGUUAAUGAUCGUGGGAACAGCUAUACUGAUCAUUGUGAUACACAUGAUCGUUACCGCCAUGACCGUGGGCCGGGACGCCCUCACCAAGAAGUAUAGAGACACCACGGUUAUACCCAUAUCCAACGGCCAAAGUACUGGGAUGUCCAGCAAUUACUUAAGAUAGACAAUAAGCUGUUAGAAGUCAAGCCUGGACCUUACACAAAGGCAAACCAAGUGUUGCAAACAAUCCUGCAUCUGGAAUAAUAUGAGAUUAAUAAAUGAAUGUAGCGUUUUUGGACGACUUAGUUUCAAAAAUAAAUAAAUUGACAUGACAUAAUACACUCAUCACUAGCUUGAGUUAGUAAUGUUGUUGGUUUGUGCUACUUAAUAGCUUUAAGAAGGCAUUUGUAUAUACUGCCGCCGAAAUAAAUGAUUGAAUGGC
Messenger RNA from Helicoverpa zea (corn earworm), 1194 nucleotides. Its product is annotated as protein rolling stone-like. The record is from RefSeq and is a predicted model, not a curated record. The transcript has 4 exons. NCBI's taxonomy places the organism in Eukaryota, Metazoa, Arthropoda, Insecta, Lepidoptera, Noctuidae. The coding region runs from base 106 to 936 and encodes 276 amino acids. Gene Ontology annotation, cellular component: membrane.